This is a messenger RNA of Spodoptera litura, 3068 nucleotides long. RefSeq lists its product as uncharacterized. The record is from RefSeq and is a predicted model, not a curated record. Gene Ontology annotation, cellular component: cytosol. Gene Ontology annotation, biological process: glycine biosynthetic process; L-threonine catabolic process. Lineage: Eukaryota; Metazoa; Arthropoda; Insecta; Lepidoptera; Noctuidae. Gene Ontology annotation, molecular function: L-allo-threonine aldolase activity.
CCUCCUAUUAAAAAUUUUAAGUAAAGGUUGAACAAUAGAAAAUUGUGUGUUUCGCGUGGAGAAAAAGAAGGAGUUUCAAAAUAAAAUUUCAUUCGUGUCCAUGCCGGAAUCGAUCCCCUGAAAUUUUAAUUUCUGCGUACCCUUUCCGGAUAAGGAGAUUAAAGUAAGUAAUAAUAUAAUAAUAAUAAGUGAAUAAAAAAUACAGAAAUUAUUCUCAAACGAUAGGAAUUUUGAAUAUCCGAAUGUAAGAAGUUAUACCAACAUCAGAAACAGGAACAAUGUCACAUUAUUAUGCUUUUAAACAAAACUAGACCUUAUCAGCUACCUAGACGGUAACAUUUUGAGUAAAUUCUAGUUGAAUUUGAGAUAGGGUAGAGAUGUCCAAACCAAAGUGUCCAAUCAUCCAAUCAUCCGAUAACCAAUAAAUAAUAAACGCGUCGCUUACAAUAAAACAAAUUUCAAUCGAGUAUUUAUUAUGUGUUUUGGCUCCUUGAGGUAUUUCAUGAGUUAUCGUAGUUCAAGGAGAGAAUAUUGAUAUUUAUGAUAAAAGAACAAGAACCACUCGAUUUUUAUCUUAAAUGUUGCUUAUGUAGCGACGUUCACAGUUGUUAUUCGACACUUGCCUGCCGGCUUCCAGUUAGACUGGUGGUUAGGUUACUUUUUAUAAAGUAUUUGAUUUAUACGUAAUAUUACUUACCAUGGCAUACAUAGUAGACUUGCGAUCAGAUACGGUAACAAAGCCAACUGAGGCUAUGAAGCAUGCCAUGGUUAAUUCAGCAUUAGGCGAUGAUGUUUACGGUGAAGAUCCUACGGUAAAUGCCUUGGAAAGCAAGUUAGCAGCUAUGCUGGGGAAGCAGGCGGCCUUGUUCGUACCUUCUGGCACGAUGGCCAAUCUAAUAGCAAUAAUGGUGCACUGCAACAAGCGAGGAUCGGAGGCAUUCGUCGGAAACCAGUCGCAUAUCUUCAAGUAUGAACAAGGUGGUGCAGCUCACGCAGCAGGCGUCCUUCUGUCGACUUUAACCAACAAACCUGAUGGCACCUUCGACCUGCAGGAGCUGGAGAGUAGAAUCCGAGGCACCGACGUACACGAACCUAUCACCUCGCUGGUAGCUGUUGAGAACACCCACAAUUGUUGCGGUGGUAAGAAACCUUCGCAAAAGAAGACGAGGGACCACGACCCUCUCACCUCGCUGGUCUCCGUCGAAAAUACCCACAACUGCUGUGGUGGUAAGGCGUUACCACUGAAGUUUCUUGACGACCUGUCAGCUAUCUGCAAGCGUCACAACAUCCCGCUGCACAUGGAUGGCGCUCGGCUGUUCAACGCCUGCGAGUACCUGAAGGAGGACCCCAGCAGAGUCGUAAGGGAUUGUGACAGCAUCUCCGUCUGCUUCAGCAAGGGUCUGUCAGCCCCUGUCGGCUCCGGACUCGUUGGUUCUUAUCAUUUUAUUGAACAAGCGCGUCGCAUGCGUAAAUUGCUUGGCGGUGGGAUGCGGCAGGCUGGCGUGCUGGCUGCCGCCGCCAUUGUAGCUUUGGACGACGUCGUGCCGCAGCUCAAGCUCGACCAUAAGCGGGCGAAUAUCAUGGCUAAAGUUAUCGAGGGUUUGUUCCUGAAGUCUUUCACAGUGGACGUGGAGGGCCAGCACAGCAAUAUAAUACUCGUGAGGAUCCCGGAGACCAGCUCUCUAACUGCACAGAAGGUGGUGGCGAGGCUUGCACAGGUCUGCCUCGCGGAGACACAGGGCGACUGUAAAACACCAAACGACGAGGGUGUAAUUGUGAAAGCGAUAUACUUUAACAGUAAGACGGUGAGGUUCACCAUACACCGAGAGAUCAACGACGAAGCUCUCUGGCUGGCCAUCAUGAAGAUCACAUACGUGUUCAAGGAGCUAGAUGCAACAGCUUAGAAACUACCAUUCCUUAGCUACCGCUAAUCACGUGGGACUAACGUCCAAACUACCUCUUUUCAAAGACUUCUUGCGCUUGGUAGAUGGCGCUAGCGACGUUUAAUGUCCUGUCAGUCCAUUCUUUGUUAAAUAGCGGUUUUGAGGUUGUUGUUACACUACACCAGCGCUUUUGAUUGUGCAUAAAACUUCAUUUCAACUGACGACUAUGACUUGGGACUGCCUGCCUACUAUGUUUUCUCAACAUUUUCAUCAGUUGCGUGGAUUGCAUGAACUUUGAAAUAUUUGUAAUGAAUGAAUUGAAAUAAAACAUGAACUUUGAUACAACUAAGUUACAAAUACAAUAAACAAUUUGAGUUGAAGUAGGAGCCAUAUCUAUUGGAUAGCAUCCAUAAUAAGUAAAUGUUCGCCUAUGAUGCUAUAUAAAACUUCAUUUAACUGAUGACUAUUACUGGUACCACCUACCUACCUUGAUUUCUUAAUAUUUUCAUCAGUAGUAUGGGUUGCAAACUUAUUGGUAUAACUAAGUUACAAACACGAUUAGAAAAACUUAUUGCGAAGCAAUAGAUUAUUUUUAUUCAACAAACAACUGACAUGCGUUUUAUAGUCCCACGUGCACCAUUUGGUAAAUGUGUUCAUUUGAAAUGAGUCAAUAUACGAAACGUCAAUUUAUGAAUGAGCUCAAUAUAGGUACCUAUUAUUUACAAGUAAUUUUAAUAGACAUUAUAUCUGUGUACAACAGGUGCUAAGUAAUUGUAUUUACUAGAUAGGCUUACGACUCACGGCACAAUUUUCUCCCGCGCCCUUGCAGUUGCGGGCUCGCCCCUUUGUAGAAUACAGUGUAUAUAAAAAACUGAAACCAAUUUUCACGGCGCGUUUUACGCCCCGACGGUUGCGAUUGUUUGUCGGUUGGUAGGUGAUAGCAAAGGGACGACCGGUUCGGAACUCUACUGAUUGUUUAACUACCCGCCUGUCUUGCAACUACGGGACCGCAGAAAACUGCGAUCUAGUGAGUUUUGAAAAUUCCGCCUUAUUCUGCCACCGGGGCGGGCGCGGAAGGAGAUCGCACCGUGAAUCCUUAGCCUUAGACUGUGUCGCGGAGAACCUAACGGGUAACCGGGUCCCGGCUCGACGUGCAGGAGAAGGAACGGGGUGGUUUUUAGUCAG